Molecule: messenger RNA, 1778 nt
Organism: Melospiza georgiana
Lineage: Eukaryota; Metazoa; Chordata; Aves; Passeriformes; Passerellidae
Gene: ERICH6
Product: glutamate rich 6
Source: RefSeq, a predicted model, not a curated record
AUGGACGGGCCGGGCCGGGCCGCGGAGCCCAGCGGACGGGCGGACGAUGCGGCGGGCGGGCCCCGCUGGUCCCCGGCCCCCGAGGAGGGCGCAGAGCCCCUGGCAGAGCCGCAGUGCGAGACACCCCCCGAGACACCCCCGGCCGGCCCGCAGCCGACCCCCCCCCCCACGGUCCUGCCCACCCUCCUGGCCUACAGACCCGAGUCCUCGGAGGCAAACGUACACCACGAGGCAGAGGAGGAUGCUGAGCCAACCUGCGAGUACUGUGGCAACCUGCUGAGGCCGUUCCCCUUCUCCCAGGAUGUGCCUCUCUCCGAAGACCAGGAGGACAAAUUCUGCUGCAAGCGCAGCCGGGAGCUCUAUGAGUUCAUCAUGAAGGAGAAGAAGAGGCUCGAGGAUGCCAGCAGCCUUCCCAGAGCUGUCAGCACCCAGGAAUCCCUCAGCGCUGAAGCCAACCUGCUGCUGUCAAAGGAGCAAGACAGCCAGAGGCAGCAGAAGAGACACCUGGCUAGAGAGUUGGCUGACCAGUCUUUAAGGCUGAGUGCCACUAAAGGGUUACAGCAAGCUGGAUCCGCUUCCUACAAGCCUUCCCAGGAACGCACGUCUCCCAAAGGCAGGACACCAGCGCCUCCUGCAAGCGCAGCCAAGCACGAGCCCUGGGCCAAGGAGAAGCACAAGCUCGAACCCGAGCCCUGGGCCAAGGACAAGCACAAGCUCGAACUCGAGCCCUGGCCCGACGAGAUGCCUGAACUAGAAUCCCAGCCCAAGGAGGAGCCUGAACUGGAAUCCCAGCCUAAGGAGAAACCUGAACUGGAACCCCGGCCCGAGGAGGAGCUUGAGGAAGAGCCCCAGCCCGAGGAGGAGUCUGAGCUGGAGCUUUGGCCUGAGGAGGAGCCUGAGCUGGAGAACGAGGCCGAGCUGGAGAACGAGCCCAAGUCCCAGCCCGAAGAGGAGCCUGAGUCCAAGAAAGAGCCCAAGCACGACAAGAAGCCCGCGUCCCGCAGCGUCCUCUGCUACGAAUUCAGUCUUCUGGGGAAGAAGGUGGGGAAGGGUAAACUGGUGCAGAAGUACUACAAAAAUGGAAAGAAAUUCCUUACCAUGCUCCCAGACGGAACAUCGCAGUUAUUCUAUCCAUCUGGAAACCUGGCCAUCAUCAUUGCACAAGCCACCGACCAGCUGAUGUGCAUAGUACAGGAAGACGAGCCAAGGACAGCCAAAAUCCGAGCACUGUUUCAGUCUGAUGGCAGGAGCACAUGCUAUUACCCUUCCGGAGAUGAGUGGAUAAAUAUGAGUAUGCAGGGUGGGCAGUAUUUGGACCAAGCAGGCAACAGGGUAAGAAGGUGGAUGUGGCCAAACUUGUUACCAGAGCCCCAGGUCCCACUGAGCCCCAUUUUCAUCUCACUGAACCACUACGUGGGGGUCAGGAUCCUGGCCCAGGACAAGAUCUUCGUCUCCUUCCUCGCCAUGGGGCGACAAGCAAAACUCAACAUGGGAACCAAAGUGCAGGUCAGCACUGACAGCCAGCUGCCUCCUCCAGCCCGGCUGGGUGAGGAUGAGCUGCUGCUGCUUGCCUUCCGCGUGAAGAUCCUGCAGCUCUUCGACAGGAUGCGGGGCUGCCUCACCUUCCCCUCCAGUGAGCAGUGGAACAAAAUGCAGCCUCCCAUGUACCUCAUCAGCCAGGCUGUGAAGAUCCUGGAGCUCAGCGUGACUGCUGACAUAAGUGAUGAGCUGGCCAACUCCAUCAAGGCGAUAGUAAAUGCCCAGUAGUUCUGACCAGU